UAGACGAGCGGUCGUGUGUACAACAGUAUUCUAACGAGCUUUUAAAAUUUACAAAAUAUAACAAAGCAUUUAAAGUUUAACCUGGUGUGUGUGAAACUGUGAAAAAAAAUAAAUAAAAAAAAAGAAAAUAAUAAAUCAUAAUGGAAUCAACGGCAUAAUUAAACAAAAUUAAAAGAUGUCCAAAGGAUUUUUUGUCAAUGUACGAUAAGCAGCAGCAGAUCUUGCCGCAACUCGUCAGACUCCCGCGACGCGUCAAUUACCACAGCUUACACAACUUUUUAUAUAAAACUGCUGCUCCAUCGUUGGUGCCGCUAAUUCUCUAAGUAGUGAACAUCGCAUCACGACAAGCCGCGGGCCAGUUAUAGCAUGAGGUUAGCCUUGGCGGUCGCGUUGUUAACCCUCGUUACGGUAGCUUACACGCGCCGUUUACCACCAGCUAAAUAUGAACGUCUCGAAGAGAAACCGGUAGCAUCAGACCAGGAACCGUCCCCCAGUGAUCACAAAAAGGAACAGCACCAUAACCAUGAGUACAAGAAGGGUGGAGGUAAAGAGCAUCAUGCGCAUCAUCACCAUGACCACGGAGAACAUGGACAUAAGGGUUAUAAGGGCCAUCAUCAUCACGAGGAAGGCAAGAAGGGACACCACGACAAAGAACACCACAAAGGCGAAUACGAUGACCAUGGUGGUCACAAGAAGGAGCAUCACCAUCACGAUGGUCAUUACGACGAGCACCACAAGGGCGAGAAAGGUGAGAAAGGACACAAAUUCGAAGAAAAGGGACACUACAACAAAGGUCACUCGACUAAGGGACAUCAUGAAAUUCAUAAGCUGGAUGAGUUCAAGAAAGACAAACACUUCUUCGACGAGGAAGGAGACUCCGGUCACGAGGAGAAGCACGGAGGGUACCAUGAGGAACACGGCCACAAGAAGGGAGGACACUUCAAGAAGGGUCAUCACCACGGGGGCCACCACGAACACGAGCACGGCGAGAAGGGCCACCACGAGAAAGGAGGCCAUCACCACGAGCACAAGGGUCACAAGGAGGCUGCCGGCCACGAUGAGCAUCAUCACCAUCACCACGACCACGCCAAGAAGGGUGGUCACGAGCAUCAUAAGAAGUAUGGGUACAAGAAAGGCCACUAGAAGCUUGAAUAUCGCGGAUUUAAUUGCAUUCGAGAG
Molecule: messenger RNA, 1179 nt
Organism: Ostrinia furnacalis (Asian corn borer)
Lineage: Eukaryota; Metazoa; Arthropoda; Insecta; Lepidoptera; Crambidae
Product: histidine-rich glycoprotein
Exons: 1
Coding region: 367-1143 (258 amino acids)
Source: RefSeq, a predicted model, not a curated record